Molecule: messenger RNA, 2916 nt
Organism: Menidia menidia (Atlantic silverside)
Lineage: Eukaryota; Metazoa; Chordata; Actinopteri; Atheriniformes; Atherinopsidae
Source: the annotation of a GenBank genome assembly
UGGCAGUCCGCCUGAACUUGUCCUCUUGAGUGGGCUCAGAUGAUUUGAGGCACGGGGUUUUCAUUCAGCCGCUUUAAUGUGCGCCUCCGCUCCUACCUGUUGGAUCAGUCUGCACUUCUCCGUUUCCUCAACCUGCGCUUUUUCUGUUGUUCUUUCUUGCGUGCCAUCUAUAGAAGGGGGUAUCAAACCCAGAUAGGGUGCCGAGCAACAUUUUUUGUUCUGUAGUCUGUAAUUAGGCUCCAGAAAACCCUCCCUCUUUCCGGGUUAUUUUACACCGCAGCGUCGACCUCCUCGACAAAGUUGGAGAUCGGCGGGCUGAGAGUUCGUGCGAGCUGUGCCUCUCCCACUCCGAGCAACUGAUCUUGAUAACAAUGAGGCGAAUGGCAUUUCGGAAUGCUUUUGCGGCUGAAGAGCACGUCCGUCCUGACUGUGCGUAAAAAGCGGAGCGCCAAAAGCGAGUGGGUCUCCGCUCUUUGCGUCUGAAUUCUGAUGACAUAAAGCGGCUUGUGAGGGGGGCUGGCAAUCCGGGGCACCAGCUUAUGGAGCAAGAUGAAUGCGAGAUGCACAGCGCUGAGGCUGAAACGAAAGCAGUGCCUUCGGUCUUUCCUGUCGCUGCUGGUGCUGAGCCUCCUCCUGUUGGUCCCAGUCAAGUUCAACCACGUCCUGGAACCCACGGGCCCCCCGGACGCCCCGGGCCCCCUGCCGACGCACCCCAUUGACUGCUCAGCUAUUUAUGACAUGGACCCGGUAGAGGUGGGGAAAUCCCUGAUCAUCAGAAGGAAGAAGGAAAUGGAGUACCCGGAUGAAAGCCUGACAAACCUUACAAAAGGCUGCGCCUCAUUCCUCGACAUCAGGCGUUAUGAUGACGCCUGCGUUUCUGAGGAGGAGAGAGACUUUCCUCUGGCUUACUCUCUGGUUGUGCAUAAAAAUGCCUGGAUGGUGGAGAGACUCAUCAGAGCGACAUACUCGCCCAACAACAUCUACUGCAUCCACUACGAUCAGAAGUCUUCGCCGGAGUUCGCGGCGGCCAUGGAGGGCCUGGCCGGCUGCGUGCCCAACGUCUUCAUCGCAAGCAAGCGGGAGUCGGUGGUCUACGCCAGCAUCAGCCGGCUGAGGGCCGAUCUCAACUGCCUGUCCGACCUGUUGGCGUCGGCGGUCAACUGGAGGUACGUCAUCAACCUGUGCGGCCAGGACUUCCCGCUCAGGUCCAACAUGGAGCUGGUGGCCGAGCUCAAGAAGCUGAAAGGCGGCAACAUGCUGGAGAGCAGCCGGCCCACCGACUACAAGAGGCAGCGGUUCACCUACCACCACGAGCUGAAGGACGCCAACUUCGAGUACCAGAAGAUACCGGUGAAGACGGAGCAGGAGAAGACCCCGCCCCCGCACGGGAUCGAGAUGUUCGUGGGCAACGCUUACUUCGUGCUCUCGCGGGAGUUUGUGGCGCACAUGGAGGCCUCCCCGGUGGCCCGGGACUUCCUGUCCUGGUCGGAGGACACCUACUCCCCGGACGAGCACUUCUGGGCCACGCUGGUGCGCGUGCCGGGCGUCCCCGGGGAGGUGCCCCGCUCCCAGCCGGACAUCACCGACCUGAUGAGCAAGACCAGGCUGGUGAAGUGGCACUACCUGGAGGAGAGCCUGUACCCGCCGUGCACGGGGGAGCACGUCCGCAGCGUGUGCAUCUACGGGGCGGCCGAAAUGCGCUGGCUGCUCGACUACGGCCACUGGUUCGCCAACAAGUUCGACCCCAAAGUGGACCCCGUGCUCGUCCAGUGCGUGGAGGAGAAGCUGCGAGAAAAGCAGAGGCUGCUCCACUCCAGGACCCAAAGGUGUCGGACAGGUUUGCCCAUGACAGGGGCGGAAAAGGGCUAGAAAAGUGGGGCUAACAAUGGGACUUUGAUGGUGAGAUUUGCUGCUUCGUCUCCUCUUACGUUUCAGUAAGUUGUCUUUUAUUCGUGGACUGUCUGGGCUUCUGCUGUCCUGUUGAAUCACAAAAGGUGAAGGGGGACCGAUAAUAUCAUGGUUACAUGAUUGAUUUUUUUAAUUUAAUUUUAUUUUGAGGACUACCUGCCAAAGAUUUUAAUGCCUUUCCUAUGGAGCUGUUUCAAGUCCGCAUUCUUCACAAAGAGGAAUCUAAUCGCCACAGAAAAGCUUGUGGUUGCUUUCCCUCUUGAGGCUUGUUUCACGUUAGAACAAGUAACCACCAGCAAACAACACCCUCUGACAGAAACCAUUUCAGAAAAACUUGAUAUUAAAGUCCAGCUACUAACCUGGUUUGUGCUUCUUUAGAGCCCUCAUUAUUCAGGUCUCGGUCAACCUCCACAUGUGUUUUGUCAUUCUGUGCUACAGUGGUGCACGUGUGCACUAGUUUGCUUAUCUGGGGGAUAGAUUGUACAGAAUAGGCUGCUGGCCAGGCUUUAUGCAAAUUUAUUUCAAUUAAACGAAAGCAGAGAAGCAUUCAGUAUAUAUGGAAAUGUUUGUUUUUAUUUAUCCAGUUGUGCCCCUGAAGCUAAAAAUUCAAAUGGAAAAAAAGCUCAAUUUGAAUCAGGUUUUUAAUUUCCCCUUUGGACCUAUAGCAGGAUGUCAACAUAGGGGUUAAGGUGUGAAUGUGGGUCGAAUGCAAGAAAUAAAAAACAACCAAAGCCUAGAUUCCGUGUGUGCUGGUUUAUCAUUAGUGCUGAGUCAGCUACGACCAUUAUGACCCCCCCAACCCCUCCCAAUAUGGGCUGUGUCUAAGACUCUCAUAUCAGUGCCUCAAGACAAGCUUUCAUAAGUCUUGACAACAUGUAAAAAAAAAAAAGAAAGAAAAAGAAAGCUAAAACAAAACAAAAAAGCGGGAACUUUUUUUUUUACAGGAAUUGCUGCUGUCUGGUUUGGACUGUCCACGAGUGAUGCGAGGCUCAAUAAAUCUGUAUUUCU